Panicum virgatum (switchgrass) is the source of this 1517-nucleotide messenger RNA. RefSeq lists its product as uncharacterized. The coding region runs from base 365 to 1282 and encodes 305 amino acids. The record is from RefSeq and is a predicted model, not a curated record. The transcript has 3 exons. Lineage: Eukaryota; Viridiplantae; Streptophyta; Magnoliopsida; Poales; Poaceae.
UGUGUGAGGUGUCAGUUGAGGGAUUUCCGGGUCCUCAACUCCACCCAAAAAAAAAACACUAGGAUAUAUAGCAGAACAGAAAAUCUCUGCCACUCUGCCAGGCUUGUACCAUACCAUCACACUGAAGAGCUGAAGGGGAGAGGGACUGAAGGGGAGAGGGACUGAAGGGAGGCAUCCCACAAUUUCGGAGCUCGAUCAGGUAUGCAGUUCAUGCUCCUAGCUCUAUCGCAAACUUCGGGGGUAUCAUCGUAUGGUUGCGGCUGCGUCGAUGGAAUACUCUGUGAUGCCCAAUUCCUGAUUGUUCAGAAACUACAUCCAAACCCAUCGCCUCAUGUGAAAAACUUGGCCCCAGAAUUCUCUGAACAUGGGUGACAUUCCCGAGCCGGAAACUGCUGCCAUGGCCGUGCCGGAGCCGUCGUCUUGCCUCACCCUUCGAGUCUUCUACCUGAGGGUGAGCAGGUGCGAGGUCGACGAGUCCAUGCUGGACACCCUCACGCUCACCCACAUCCCGCUCACACCUGACACCAACCUUGAAGUGAGCGGCGCCGACGCCGAUCAGAAGCCAAGCAUCAGCAGCGGCAAGGGCAGCACCGUGUCGUGCUCCCUCCGCCGCGGCCGCGUCGACGCGAGGUCGGAGGAGGCCACCUUCGUCAGCACGGCGACCGUCAGGAUGUCCGGCAGCGUGCGGUUCGAGGUCCACCACAGGGACGAGCGGCUCCUCGUGGGGAUCCUGGAGAUGUGCGACGCGGAGGGCGAGGGGAAGAAGAGCUGGGUGAUGAAGUGCCAGGUCGCGACGCAGAGGGGCACGGGGUUCUUGAGGUGCGGCCGGGAUACGGAGACGAAGCCGCCGGCGGUGGAGGUGUACGUGGCCGGUGUGUUCCGGGGCACGCCGAUCGUGUUCACCAAGGCGAUGCAGCUGCGGUUCCGGAGGCGGCGCCAGGUGAAGGCGUUCAUGGACCCGAUCCCCGAGUGCGGCGAGCAGGCGGAGGACAUGAGCCCAACGCCUCCGAAGCAUGAACCGCAGGAGUCGGAGUACAGGUGCUACAAGCCCGAGCCGGACGCGGACGACGAGGAAAGCAGCCUCUACAUGAAAUCCGCAGGGCUGGACGAAGAUGAGGAGUACAGCGAGCUGUCGUGGUUCACCGCCGGGGUGCGGGUCGGCGUCGGCAUCAGCCUGGGCAUCUGCCUCGGCGUCGGCAUCGGGGCCGGCCUCCUGCUCCGCUCGUACCAGUCCACCUCCAGGACCCUCAAGCGGCGGCUCAUCUCGAACCUGCUCCGAUGAACCCACGGCAGUUCGAGCGCUCACCUGGGUGGCUACUGCUAAAACUUUCUUAGUGAUGAAAAAAAAAAUGUAGAUGAUGAAGACGUUGUGCAUAUACGAAUGCUUCUUCUUUUUAUAUGACAUAGCAGGCUACUGCUAAAACUUUCUUAGUGAUGAAAAAAAAUGUAGAUGAUGAAGACGUUGUGCAUAUACGAAUGUUUCUUCUUCUUAUAUGACAUAGUAGUGCUCUUGCUUU